AUGCGCCAACACGUAGAACAACGUCAUGUGACAAUUGCGGAUCCAUUAGGCAGUGCUUCAAUGGGUACGACAGUAACCACAUCAUUGCACAGUGAUGUUGCCGACAGUGGUUCCGCAGCUGCCGUUCUCCCUCUACAUCGAUCUAUGCGUACUAUUUCGGGUUCAAAAUCCGAAGACCAUCUUAUCACAACUGAAAGUGGACGUCGUAUAUAUACAAAAGGACGUCCACCAUGGUAUGAUCGAGAAGGGAAAAUUUUAAAACAACCGUAUGUAAUUGGAAUUUGUGGCGGCUCAGCUUCUGGGAAAACUACUGUUGCUAGACGAAUAAUUGAACGAUUGGAAAUGCCUUGGGUUACCGUUUUAUCCAUGGAUUCGUUUUACAAAGUGCUGACAGAGGGACAACAUCAUUUAGCGUCCAAAAGUGAGUAUAAUUUCGACCAUCCACAGGCCUUCGAUUUUGAUUUAAUGUGUGAAACUGUUCGGCGUCUUCGAGAAGGCAAGAAUGUUGAAGUCCCAGUUUACGAUUUCACUACCCACAGACGUGACAAACAGUCGAAAUUAAUGUAUGGCGCAGAUGUACUAAUUUUUGAAGGCAUUUUAGCUUUCUACAACAAGGAAUUGGUUGAUUUAAUGGAUAUGAAAGUAUUUGUGGAUACGGACCCGGACACACGGUUGGCACGAAGGCUAGAAAGAGACAUCCAGGAUCGUGGACGAGAUCUUAAAGGUGUUUUAACUCAAUAUUUACGGUUUGUAAAGCCAGCUUUUGAUACGUUCAUAGCACCCGCUAUGAAGAUUGCGGACAUUAUCGUACCACGAGGUGGUGAAAAUGAAGUAGCCAUCGAUCUCAUUGUUAAACAAGUAAAAACUCAACUCGCUGAAAGAGGUUACGAUGCAUCGAAGAAUCCUUAUUCACAACGUGCAGGAAUGGUACAAAAAGAUUUGCCAUUACAACUGCCUCGUACGUUAACAGUUGUGUCACAAACACCACAAGUUCGUGGAUUGCAUACAUUUAUAAGGAAUCGCAGUACUCCAAGGGAUGAAUUCAAUUUCUAUUCGAAUCGAUUAAUGCGAAUACUAAUCGAAAAUGCUAUGAAUUUUAUGCCAUUCCAGGAUGCCACGGUUACUACGCCAACAAUGGAAAAAUUUGUUGGCAAAAGGAAUACAGCGCAAAUAUGCGGUGUUACAAUCAUGCGUGCAGGUGAAACAAUGGAACAUGCAUUGAGAGCUGUUGUGAAGGACUGCAAAAUGGGCAAAAUUUUGAUACAAACCAAUGAGAAAACGAUGGAACCGGAAUUAUUCUAUCUGCGUCUGCCGAAGAAUAUUCAUCAAUAUAAAGUCCUAUUAAUGGAUGCUACUGUUGCUACAGGUUUUUUUGCGGUUCUCUUUGCUACAGUUUAG
Molecule: messenger RNA, 1398 nt
Organism: Cercopithifilaria johnstoni
Lineage: Eukaryota; Metazoa; Nematoda; Chromadorea; Rhabditida; Onchocercidae
Source: the annotation of a GenBank genome assembly